AUCCGUGAAAUAAUGACGGACAGUAGAAAGUUCAUCGAAAACCUCUCUGGAGCAGGGAAGUCCAUCGGCGUCUUGACAAGCGGUGGAGAUGCUCAAGGUAUGAAUGCCGCUGUGAGGGCAGUGGUCAGAAUGGGAAUCUACGUAGGAGCAAAAGUUUAUUUCGUCCAUGAGGGCUACCAGGGCAUGGUGGAUGGAGGGGACAACAUCAAAGAGGCAUCAUGGGAAAGUGUUUCCAGUAUGUUACAAGUGGGUGGCACUGUGAUUGGCAGCGCCCGUUGUAAGGAUUUUCGUACCCACGAGGGACGUUUGCGUGCUGCUCUAAACCUGGUGCAGCGUGGCAUCACUAACUUGUGUGUGAUUGGUGGAGAUGGCAGUUUGACCGGAGCUAAUCUCUUCAGGGAGGAGUGGAGCGGACUGUUGGAUGAGCUUGUCCAGUCAGGUCAAAUCACUGAAGAGGCUUCCCAAACUCAUUCUACGUUGCAUAUUGUUGGGAUGGUUGGCUCGAUUGACAAUGAUUUCUGUGGGACAGAUAUGACCAUUGGCACUGACUCAGCACUGCACAGGAUCAUAGAAGUGGUGGACGCCAUAAUGACCACCGCACAAAGCCAUCAGAGGACCUUUGUGCUGGAGGUCAUGGGUAGACACUGCGGGUAUCUAGCAUUAGUCAGUGCUCUUGCGUGUGGAGCUGACUGGGUGUUGAUUCCAGAAAUGCCUCCCAAAGAUGGCUGGGAGGAACAGAUGUGUCACAAACUAUCAGAGAAUCGUGCUGAUAAGAAACGGCUUAAUAUCAUCAUAGUAGCUGAAGGUGCAAUAGACCAUAACAACAAGCCCAUAACCACAGACCUUAUAAAGGACCUGGUUGUGCGCUGUUUGGGGUUUGACACGCGGGUCACCAUUCUGGGUCACGUCCAGAGAGGAGGAACACCCUCUGCCUUUGACCGCAUUUUGGCGAGUCGUAUGGGAGUGGAAGCCGUGUUGGCCCUGUUAGAAGCGUCUCCUGGUACUCCAGCGUGUGUGGUGUCUCUGUGUGGGAACCAGGCUGUCAGGGUGCCUCUGAUGGAGUGUGUUCAGAUGACACAGGAGGUCCAGAAGGCCAUGGAUGAAAAGAGAUUUGCAGAAGCCGUAAAGCUGCGUGGCAGAAGUUUUGAAAACAACCUGAAUACCUACAAACUCUUGUCUCACCACAAAAUUGAUACUGAACUUCCAAAUAGUUCAUUUAAUGUGGCCGUAUUGAAUGUCGGCGCUCCUGCAGCUGGCAUGAAUGCAGCCGUGCGUUCGGCCAUCAGGGUCGGGAUCACAGAAGGCCACACUAUGUUUGCUGUUAGUGACGGAUUCGAGGGCUUCUAUAAGGGACAGAUAAAAGAAAUCAAGUGGGGUGAUGUUGGGGGCUGGACAGGCCAGGGCGGGUCCCUGCUAGGCACAAAAAGAACUCUCCCAGCAAAACACAUUGGUAAAAUUGCAGAACAAAUGAGCAUUCACAACAUAAAUGCUUUACUGGUUAUCGGAGGAUUUGAGGCAUAUUUGGGGUUGAUGGAGCUGCAAGCAGCUCGUUCCAAACACACAGAGCUUUGUGUUCCCAUGGUGAUGGUCCCGGCCACUGUGUCCAACAAUAUCCCCGGCUCAGAUCUGAGCAUCGGGGCAGACACGGCCCUCAACGCCAUCACGGAUGCCUUUGAGAGUUUGCUGCAGCUGGUGGAUGCCCGCAGCAGUUAUGAGGAGUUCUGUGUGCCCAUGUGCAUGCUGCCCGCCACCAUCAGUAAUAAUGUAGCCGGCACUGACUUCAGCAUUGGCGCUGACACUUCCCUCAAUGCCAUAGUGGAGACGUGUGAUCGUAUAAAGCAGUCCGCCAGCGGGACCAAGCGCCGCGUGUUCAUCAUUGAGACGAUGGGCGGUUACUGUGGUUAUCUGGCGACGGUGGGGGGGCUGGCGGCCGGAGCCGAUGCAGCCUACAUCUAUGAAGAGCCGUUUGACAUCCGAGACCUACAGUCUAACGUCGAACAUUUAACUGAGAAGAUGAAGACUAGCAUCCAGAGAGGUUUAGUGCUCAGGAAUGAGAACUGCAGUGAGAACUACACAACUGACUUCAUCUACCAGCUGUACACUGAAGAGGGCAAAGGAGUCUUUGACUGCAGGAAGAACGUCCUGGGACACAUGCAGCAGGGUGGUGCUCCUUCGCCGUUCGACAGGAACUUUGGCACCAAGAUCGCUGCUAAAGCCAUGCAGUGGAUCUCCAAGAAGCUCAAAGAGUUUUACAGAGAAGGACGUGUGUUUGCGAACACAGAGGAUUCUGCGUGUCUGUUGGGGAUGCGGCGCAGAGCUCUGGUUUUCCAGCCCGUCGUACAACUGAAGGAUGAGACUGAUUUCGUUCACAGGAUCCCGAAGGAACAGUGGUGGCUCAGACUGCGUCCACUCAUGAAGAUUCUGGCCAAGUACAAAACCAGCUACGACGUGUCCGAUGCGGGCCAGCUUGAACACAUCGUCCGUCCGAGAGCUAAAGACAGCUCUGCUAUUUAAAAUCAGCCCAAGUAAAACCUAGUUGUCUUGCGAGUAUAAAUGUGAUUCCAUAGCAGAUCUGUAGCAAUCUGUCUUGACCCGAACACAUUAUCAUACAGUCCAUGUAAAGCAGUUCACAUUAAAGCGUGACCAUCUACAUACAGCACAAAAUCCUUAAAUGUUUUAGAUCAGUGUUUGACAAUCCAUAUGCUCAAGCGGUUAGCUUAUCCCUUAAAUGGGGCCAAGUGGUAUAUUUUGUUAAUAUGCAAGAUUUCCAUAUUUAUAUUUAUUCUAAUAGAGCUUAUUUUCAUUGAUUAAAUGAACGAUCCUGCUCCACUGGCUUGUAGUGACGUAUCCCACAACUGCACCUUGUUUUAGUUGAAAUGGAGUCUGAAUGAAGUCUUCCUAAUGAAGCUGCUAUGCUAUGGCACUUUGUACCAAAGCAGAUAUUGUGUCAGUGUUUUUGUCACGACGUAUAUGUGUAUAUGCUACUAGCCCUGCAUAAACUCCCUUUAGAAUGUAAAA
Molecule: messenger RNA, 3018 nt
Organism: Rhinichthys klamathensis goyatoka
Lineage: Eukaryota; Metazoa; Chordata; Actinopteri; Cypriniformes; Leuciscidae
Gene: pfkpb
Product: phosphofructokinase, platelet b
Exons: 23
Coding region: 13-2514 (833 amino acids)
Biological process (GO): fructose 1,6-bisphosphate metabolic process; fructose 6-phosphate metabolic process; canonical glycolysis
Cellular component (GO): 6-phosphofructokinase complex; membrane; cytoplasm
Molecular function (GO): AMP binding; 6-phosphofructokinase activity; identical protein binding
Source: RefSeq, a predicted model, not a curated record